CCAUUCAUUCAUCACUCCUUCAGCUAGCUUUUUGUUUGGUCCAAGAAUUCAUAGUUGGAAAUGUCAUGUAUAAAAUCAACCAUUUUAUUUCAUGUGGACUAGAUACCUUCUUUCUGUGACUUUGCUGCUUGGAAAUUUCCUUGGACCUUCGAAGAAAAUUAACUCCUUAAACUAGAGUUCUGUUCAAAUCAUGUAUAACUUGUGGUCAGAUCGGAUACAUGUGUUUCCGGAAAAUAUAGGUUCUAUUUCUAUUUCUAUGUUGUCUUCUACUUCUUUCUUCUUUGUGUUUUGUUGCAAAUUUCCUUAGUUUUCAGUAAUCUGAAAAUUUACCGCUUAAUUUAUUAAACCUCAAAAGAAAAGCUAUGGAUGAGAGGAUGAUACAGGCUGCCCCAACAGGAGAUAUUAACCUCUUGUAUGAGUUGAUUCUGAAUGAUCCAUAUGUUUUACAGCGUAUUGAUGAUGUGCCUUUUUUUCAUACUCCAGUGCAUGUAGCUGCCUCUGCUGGGCAUAUUGAGUUUAUGAUGGAGAUGAUCAAAUUAAAGCCAACGUUUGCGAGAAAGCUAAACCAAGCUGGGUUUAGCCCCAUGCACUUGGCUCUGCAAAAUGACAGAACUCAAGCAGUGCUUCGACUCCUCAGGUUUGAUGAAGGCCUUGUUCGUGUCAAAGGGAGGGAGGACCUCACUCCUCUGCACCAUGUAGUUCAAACUGGAAAUGUUGAUCUUUUGGUCAAGUUACUUGCGGUUUGUCCUGAGGCUAUUGAAGAUGUGACUGUUCGAGAUGAGACGAUUUUCCAUCUUGCAGUAAAAAACGACAUGUUUGAAGCAUUUCAAGUCUUGGUGGGGUGGCUUAUAAGGAGCCGCCAUGAAACUUCACAACGUUGGGAGAAAGAACUGCUUAGUUGGGCGGACAUUGAUGGCAACACUGUGCUACACAUUGCAGCUAUCAGAAACAGACCUCGGGUGAUGGAAGUAUUGCUGGAACACUUGCAUCCAUACCAAAUCAAUGCCAAAAAUUUGGAGGGACUGACAGCAGUAGAUAUCCAAUCACAAUACCCAUGGAAUGAAAGGCAAGCGGAUAGGACUAUAGAUAUGCUAAGCAAAGCAGGAGGCUUGAGUGGUUCCUCUUCCUCGCUUCCCAAUACCUCCACCUCUUCAUUCCACAUCGAUUCUUUAAAAGAAAAGAUGACAUGGUAUGAAAAAUGGAUAAAAGCAGGUCGAAGAAUGAAGGGUAUGCCACAUGAGAUGCGUAACACAUUUCUAGUAGUCACUGUGCUAAUUAUAACCACCACUUACGAUGCCUCUUUAAACCCUCCAAAUACGCCUGAUGACAGCCCAUUCAAGAACUACCAAUUCUCUUUAAGUCAAGAUCAGCCUCUCAAUUCCCACACAUUUUUGCAUAAAACCGACAUCAAUACUGCACCCAUGCCCAGUCCCUCCGCAGUAGACGUUUUCAUAAAAGAUGAAUGGUCAUCUGAAUACUCCUCGUUUUGGGUUCACAACUCGUUAACCUUUUGGGCAGCAGUUUUUUUAACAGCAAUUCUCCUACCACCUCAUUCAUUCUCUUGGUUGAUACUCCUAGCACUUACCGUGUUUGGGAGAUCUUACAUGCAUUUAGCUGCUGUUUCGUCGUGGUCACAGGUACCAUUACCACAUGCCAGUGAGAAAACAUACUCAUAUUUUUCUACAGGCUCCGUUUAUAAUCAAGCAUUCUUAACGUUUCCUGUCCUUAUGGUAUUCCGGGCAAUCUUUUAUGCCCCGCAAACAUUACCAAACCAAAAUUCUCCAUGCUACUAUUACUUGGUAAAGUUCUCUGGCAUUGUUGAAACAAUCUUGGGAAAGUUCUAAAGUAGUUAAAUUAGUUACUUAAGUUCUUUGCUACAUUGUAAUUGAUGAUCUGAUUCAAUACACAAAAUGAGCUUCUUUUCUCUA
Molecule: messenger RNA, 1928 nt
Organism: Gossypium raimondii (Peruvian cotton)
Lineage: Eukaryota; Viridiplantae; Streptophyta; Magnoliopsida; Malvales; Malvaceae
Product: ankyrin repeat-containing protein BDA1
Exons: 2
Coding region: 363-1844 (493 amino acids)
Molecular function (GO): protein binding
Source: RefSeq, a predicted model, not a curated record